CUAUUUUCCACGCUCUCCUAACACUGGACUCAUUGUGCAACAGAGGUUUUUCUUCCUGUCACACCUUUUCAAACUUUUCAAUUUCCCUUCAGCGCCGACUGACCUCAUAGGUCCCAAUACUCGGCCUUUGGCCUAAAUUCUAUUUGUAAACCCAACAAUCUUGCUGUCUGAGUUAGUAUUAGAGUUGGGAGCGAAUAUUAGGAAUAUGUAUAAGGUAUUCAUGAUAUGAUAUAUCACGAGAGGAUUUUAAGUAUUAGGACAGAUAGGAAAGAACAUGUCUGGGUCUAUCUGAGGGUAUUCUUCCAAGUGCCAACCAGGCAGAGUACAGACAGGCAGGUACAACACUACAAGAGAGGACAUCACUACGAUCGACGACACCGUCGCAGACGCACCGAUGGACAUGGUUGUCUCCUCCGUACAUGAGAGGCCUAAGGCCACAUGGGAGGUCUUCAGUUUCCCUCCAUACAUGAGAGGCCGAGAGCCACAUGGGAGGUCUUCAGAUUCCCUCCAUACAUGAGAGGCCGAGAGCCACAUGGGAGGUCUUCAGAUUCCCUCCAUACAUGAGAGGCCUUCAGAUUCCCUCCAUACAUGAGAGGCCGAGAGCCACAUGGGAGGUCUUCAGUUUUUUCCUCUACUCAGGUGAGGCACAUAGCCAGCUGAGAGGAAACAGGUUUGUAUCCCUCCCGCACUCAAUGAGUUUUGACCUUAGGGUAGAGGUGCAGGGAGUUUUUCCCUCCACAUAUGGGAGGCCUAGAAGGCCACACAUGGGAGAUUAGUUUGGACGAGUGACAAAUGAACUUGAGACUGACCCACGUACUCAAUUAUAUUGACUGACAACUGGUACAGUGGAGGGCCGGGUAGAUUUGAUUCCCUACCUCCAAAUUAAUGUUGUUAAUCGGGCUUGUUCCGGUGUUCAGGGGUGUAUUGCAAUAUGAAGUUUUUAUUGUAAAACUAAUAUUGUAAUGCCUACCUGAACACCUGAAUGAUUCCCACCCUCCUCCCCUCUCAUACAGAGUUAUUGAGUUAUGAUUGACGUGAGAGGGCAGGUGUGACCGGCCCGUGAGGCAGGGCUACUAGCGGUGGGCUGGUAACUAGGUAACGAGGGUGUUUGCCAGGAGAUUGGCAACACUGAUCGUUUAUUUUAACCAAAGAUUUGGUAAAUUUUUAAUAAAUGAUGGUUCGGGCUGGUAAGUGACAGGGCUUGUUCAGGUGUUCAGGUAGGCAUUACAAUAUUAGUUUUACAAUAAAAACUUCAUUUUUCCUAACUAUACAAACCUGAGGUCCUUUAACAAAUAUGCCCACUUCAUGCCACCCCUCAAUCUGAACCUGGGCCGAAAGGCAAAGUGGAGUUUCCAUCCGAGGCUAGCCUGCCCCACAGUAGUUACUGCCUAACCACCUUGUUCAAGAUUCAACGGCCAUAAUUCCAGCUAUGCCGCAAGUUACAUUCCUAUUGUUAAAGGACCUCAGGUUUGUAUACUUAGGAAAAAUACAAUUUUUGAGAAAUUGUUAUUUUUUCAUCAAUUUCAUUAGAAAAUGCACUUUUUGUAAUAAAAAUAUUAAAAAAACAAUUAUAAAAAUUUUUAGUACUUUUUUUAGUUUAACUAACAAACUAAGUUUUAAACAUUUCUAUAGGGGUUCAACUAUUCACAUAUACCGGGCAACACUGUAAUCCAUUGAUUAAUAAGUGUAUAUUUGUUUAGAAGCCUUUAUAUGUGUUUAAGACUGACAUAAUUCUGCUUAUUAGAGGGCCAAAGUAUAUAACCCUUAUACAUACAUAGUACGCUAGUACGUAUUGUGUAUCUGUGCACUGUUAAGCAGCAAUUAUUGCUCUUGAGUUGUUGUACUACUUCUGUAAACUUUAAGCUCCAGAAACACAUCUCUGAUGUUCUGAUAACUAUAAAAUACAUUAUAAAUUAUCUGGACUCAAAGCCUUAUUCUCUACUGAGAGAGCAUCUACAGGCAGUCUCUGGGUUGCAAUGGAGAUCCAAUCCUGAGAUGGAAACUUAAGUCAGGUUUUAACUUUAAAAAAAUAUAUAAAAAAAAAAAGUUAUGAAAGCCUUACCUUUAGUUCUGUGGUUGGCUUUCACACUGGAAGGAUGGGCGACAAGUACUUAUUUACAUGAGGGAGCCCAGAAACUAGUACCCAACCUAACGUCCCCUUAACUUCAGGACUGCCUUAAUUUCGGAUUGCCUUAAGUUGGAGACAAAUUUUUAUGAAUAUUUUGUAAAAGUGGUGUAUUAUUGGAUUGACUUACGUCGAGAAUGUUGUUCCUCGGGGUAUUCAGGCUAAGUUUUGUAAUUGGAGCAAGAAAGGUUAACAUGUUUGCAUGAUAAUUUUACUUAUUAUAACCUACUUAAGAUGUACUCUAACGUAAUACAGUCGUUUAAAUGGAAAUACGUACAUAUUUUGAACAUUUCAAUAGUAGUACAUAACUUGUAUAUCUUCAGAGUGAGAGUGAUAAACGUGAAAGAGCUCGAGGAAGCAUUCAGUUAGCUGGGGCUGUCAUAUCCCCAAGUGAUGAAGAUUCCUAUACAUUCACUGUCUCACCUGCAGCAGGUGAAUCUUAUAAAUUACGGGCAACUGAUACUAGGGAUAGACAGAUGUGGCUUAACCGGUUACGAGUUGUGGCAGAAAUGCACACAAGAGCAAUUGCUCAUAACCACCCACCACUUGCCCCAAGAGAGCAUCGCACUCAAGGAGGGUCUACUGGAAGUUCACAACAAUUAAGCUCAGCCCCUCCAAUGGGACUGGCUGUCCUUGACGCCUUUACGCAGGUUGCAGAAGUAUUAGAAGAGUCUCGUAGGCAGCAUUCAGUCCUAGCCUCUGCGAUUGAAGACAUGCCAUCAUUUGGUACUGGUAUGAGAUGUACAGACUCAAAUUUGUUGUUACUGAAAGCGACCAGCCAAGCUACACUUAUUUGUUUAGAGCAAUGCUUAAGCAUUCUCAAAACCCAGCAUAUGUCCGCUCCAUAUCAUCAGCCUUCGCCUCCUGUAACCACCGCUAAGUAUGUUAGAUUUUUUGUUAUAUAUUGAGUUUGUUUUUGGAUU
Messenger RNA from Macrobrachium nipponense, 3048 nucleotides. Its product is annotated as oxysterol-binding protein-related protein 11-like. Bases 2602 to 3033 code for a protein of 143 amino acids. The record is from RefSeq and is a predicted model, not a curated record. The transcript is spliced from 3 exons. Lineage: Eukaryota; Metazoa; Arthropoda; Malacostraca; Decapoda; Palaemonidae.